Molecule: messenger RNA, 1417 nt
Organism: Sinocyclocheilus grahami
Lineage: Eukaryota; Metazoa; Chordata; Actinopteri; Cypriniformes; Cyprinidae
Product: phosphatase and actin regulator 3-like
Exons: 9
Coding region: 320-1417 (365 amino acids)
Biological process (GO): actin cytoskeleton organization
Molecular function (GO): actin binding
Source: RefSeq, a predicted model, not a curated record
CAUUUAGAGAGCACUGAGGGGGGCAUCAGAUAACGCUGAUUGCAUGACAUAUGACGACGCAAAAACACACAAACACGACUUGAUGUUCGUCCACACAUUAAAACCACUCAUGUCAUCAAAUUAAUAACAAUGCUAAUAAAUGCAAGUGAAACCCCCAGAUGCGCCUCAGUCAUCAUCAGCGCACUGCUCUCCUCCUCCAGCGCUGCUGCUGCUGCUGCUGCUGUCAAACUGAAUCACAUCCACCGCCGCAGCACGCUCGCUGCUCACAUCCACACACGCAGCUCGGCUUCUCUGUGUUCUACCGUCUGCUCUCAUCUCCAUGGCCACAUCGGAUGGAUCAGAAGAUUGCGUUGUGCAGCGAGGGAGAUCUCACAGUGACCCGAGCAUCCUCACCGACACUCGUGUCGUUUAUACGAACAGCACAGAUGUGAUGGACCAGCACAGAGCGCUUCACUCCGGUUGUCUGGUGUCAGGGGUCAGAACUCCCCCCAUCCGCCGCAACAGCAAACUGGCCAGCCUGGGACGCAUCUUCAAGCCCUGGAAGUGGAGGAAAAAGAAAAAUGAAAAACUGAGACAGGGCUCUACAGGGCUGGAGAGGAAAGUGCCCAGCAGGCAGAAUCGUGACGAUCUUGUCAGGAAGGGCCUGGCAGAGGCUGGCAUGGAGUCUGGCCUGGCGUGUGGCGUGAGUCCAGACGAGGCAGGAGCCCCAGCGCUGGACGAGUCUGACGGAGAGGAGCGCGAGGACGAGCCCAUGGCUCCGCUGGCCAGCAACACCGAGGAUCUCGGGUCUGAUGAGGACAAUCUGUCUGCAGCGCGAGACGCCACAGAGAUGAUAGACACAGAAGGGGAACUUGAACAAAGUGAGGAUGAGGAGCAGUCCUGUGUUAAUGCCUCAAACAGAGGGGCCAGUGUGGGGCCCCCUGAGGCCCCUGAGUGCCAUGAGCAGAAAAAAGAAAAGGCGCCACUCAGAGAAGUCCACACUCCUCCAGCCAAACCUCCUGUGAAGCUACUUACUAGACUGGGCAGCCUCGACAGUACCCACUCUAAUCAGAGCAGGCCCGCUCCUGCCACGCUGCCCAGGAACUUCACCCUGCCCAAAGAUGCCCUGCGGGGCAGGAUCUCCACCCCCACCGGCUCCCCUCACUUAGGUCUGAUGCCCCCUAGCUGCAUCAUCGAGGAACUGCACCGUGCGCUGGCCGCCAAACACCGGCAGGACAGUUUCCAUGGUAAGGAGAUCCGUAGCUCACCCAGACGGCGCUCGGAUGGACGGCUGUCCCGCACCGCCAGCACUGAGAAUGAGCCGAGCGAAGAGGUGCAGAACAAACAAGAGGCCGAAGAGAACAAGGAGAACAUGCGUCUGGAUGAAUACUACAGCGACCAGGACAGCUGGAACGAGUCCGUCAUCUCUGCUACUUAA